This is a messenger RNA of Cannabis sativa, 2766 nucleotides long. Its product is annotated as beta-fructofuranosidase, insoluble isoenzyme 1. Gene Ontology annotation, biological process: carbohydrate metabolic process. The transcript has 8 exons. Gene Ontology annotation, molecular function: hydrolase activity, hydrolyzing O-glycosyl compounds. NCBI's taxonomy places the organism in Eukaryota, Viridiplantae, Streptophyta, Magnoliopsida, Rosales, Cannabaceae. The record is from RefSeq and is a predicted model, not a curated record. Bases 16 to 1728 code for a protein of 570 amino acids.
AUCAUUUUCAUAAUUAUGGGGUUAUUAAGGUUUUUAUCAUUUUUAAUACUAUUUUGUUUCUGUUUUGAUAAUGUUGUGGAAGGUUCUCAUAAAAUAAUUCCAGAAUAUCAAUCUUUGGAUAUUAAUGAAGUCAAUCCCAUUCACAGAACUGGAUUUCAUUUCCAACCCCAAAAGCAUUGGAUCAAUGACCCAAAUGGACCUAUGUACUUCAAAGGAAUUUACCAUUUAUUUUAUCAAUACAAUCCAUGGGGAGCUGUAUGGGGAAAUAUUGUGUGGGCACAUUCAGUUUCAGAAGACAUGGUUAACUGGGAAUCUCUUGAACCAGCCAUAUUCCCUUCCGAAGAUUACGACAUAAACGGUUGCUGGUCGGGAUCUGCUACUGUUCUUCCUGGUAACAAGCCUGUGAUUAUGUAUACAGGUAUUGAUAAAAGCAUUAGACAAAUCCAAAACUAUGCCAUACCAAAAAAUGCAUCUGAUCCAUACCUAAGAGAAUGGAUCAAACCAAAGAACAAUCCAAUAGCAAUACCAGACAAAAGCGAAAACGCCAGCGCAUUUCGCGACCCAACGACUGCAUGGAAAGGCGAAGAUGGUCACUGGAGAAUGGUGGUUGGAGGCAAAAGAAACCGCCGAGGCAUGGCACAUUUGUAUAGAAGCAAAGAUUUCAAGACUUGGAUCAAAGCCAAACACCCUUUACACUCAGUGCCACACACUGGGAUGUGGGAGUGUCCUGAUUUUUACCCUGUUUCAAUUUCUGGUACCAAAAAUGGUUUGGACACUUCUUCACUUGGAAAAAAUAUCAAACAUGUUUUCAAAGCUAGUCUUGAUAUUACUAGGUAUGAGUACUAUACUAUUGGUACUUAUUUACCUAAUAAAGAUAGGUAUGUACCUGAUAAUACUUCCAUUGAUGGUUGGGCUGGUUUGAGAUAUGAUUAUGGAAAUUAUUAUGCUUCAAAAACAUUUUUUGAUCCUUCUAAGAUGAGAAGGGUUUUGUGGGGUUGGGCUAAUGAGUCUGAUACUGAGGAUGAUGAUGUAGCUAAAGGAUGGGCUGGUGUUCAGACAAUUCCAAGGACAGUUUGGCUUGAUCCUAAUGGAAAACAAUUGCUACAAUGGCCUAUUGAAGAGAUUGAAACCUUAAGAGAUCAAAAGGUUGAAGUAAACAAUCUUAAACUUGAAAAGGGUGAUUUUUCUGAGAUUAAAGGAAUAACAGCUGCUCAGGCUGAUGUAGAUGUUGUCUUUUCAUUUCCAAGUUUGGAAAAAGCUGAAGAAUUUGAUUCAAGUUGGGAUAAUGCAGAAAAUCUUUGUGCACAAAAACCUUCCCAUAUUGAAGGUGGUAUUGGACCAUUUGGAUUACUCACAUUAGCUUCUGAAAAUCUAGAGGAAUAUACACCAGUAUUCUUCAGAAUAUUUAAGGCACCAAAAAAGAAUGUAGUUCUUAUGUGUUCUGAUGCUUCAAGAUCUUCUUUGUCACCUGACUUGUAUAAACCAUCAUUUGCUGGAUUCGUAGAUGCAGACAUAACUGAUAAUAAGCUUUCUCUUAGAAGUUUGAUUGAUCAUUCUAUUAUUGAAAAUUUUGGAGAAGAAGGCAAAACAUGCAUUACAUCAAGAGUUUAUCCAAGUUUGGCAAUUGGAGAUAAUGCACAUUUGUAUGUGUUUAAUAAUGGAAGUGAAACUGUGACUGUACAGAAUCUUCAAGCUUGGAGUAUGAAAUCACCUACGGUUAUGAACUGAACUUACCACUCUUUUAUUAGAAGAUUUAGUUUUAGUUUUUUUUUAGAUUUCUAUUUUAGUUUCAGAUGUUUAUAAUUUUCUGGUUUUAGAUUUUUAACUGGUUUAUAAUAAUAAAUAAGCUUUUUGGAGCUUCAAGUUUAGAAAUAUUUGCUGAAUUUAUAAUUGCAGAAUUGGAGUCUAAUAUUUUAUUUUCGAUUAGGAUAUAAAUUAGAAGCUCUAAUAAACGAAUGAACUACUAAAUCUGCUGACGAUUAAACAACAAAAGAAAUGAAAACAAAUUUCAAAUCCACAACUUCUGGACGAACAGCCUCACCACAGAGCCUAGUGACUCCUUCCAAUAAAAAACCAAUGCUCAUUUCUAGAUAUCUAGCCUGUUGAUGCCCUUGAUUUUGUUAGUCCUAGGCACGCAACACCGCUCAGCACCAUCCCCGACAAGUAGACCAAUCUGAGAUGACUCCAAAUCUGAAGUUUGAACAGUUUUCCAUUGCUCGAGGUAGCUUACAGCAAAUGCAAAAAUAAACGAGGCAUUGGUAGAUUUGUUUUUCCAAACUUUGUCAUUCCUUGCUCCCGAAAUGGCCCAGUAAAGGGUCGAAACAAGGCUGCGUCUGUCAUUAUUGAGUACCCGAAAAAGUAUUUACACACCAGUCUAAAAAGGUCAUACCGGCCGAGAUACUUGUAUUGAUACCAGCCUUUUCCCAACACUGAGAUGCCAACAGGCAAGAAACCAGAAUGUGAAGCACUGUUUCUUAAGAGCACAAUUUGCUAAUAAUAUCCCAUUCUUGGAUUAUAAUAAUGGUAAGAGUAAUUUUCUCAGCUUCUUCACUUUUGUAACUCACUAACAACUUGUACUAUUAUAAAUGUGAAGGGGAAGAAAAUCCAUGAAUCCAAUAUCAAGUUCCACUACAAGAAUCAAUAUCAUACAUCAUUUGAAUGAAUGAUUAGUGUAUUUUAAUGGAAUUAAUUAAUUCAUUGAUUUUGUCAUAGACAAGUGAUUUGUUUAAUUAAACUAUCAGUGUCCAUGAAACUCAAUCAUCAUAA